UGGCACCACACAGAAGAAGAAGAAGAAGAAGGAACACUCGCCCCACUGAUAGUCAAUCUCUGCCGGGGCUCUUGAUAUCGUGACACAGGGAAGCAAGGCAGGGGCAAGACGAAGCUCCUCCGUCCACUGUAAGCUAUUAAGGACACUCUGGACCUUGAGAAAACGGUGGAGGUGGAGUGAGUGGGUGGAUAUGGCGGCCCAGGAGUGAGGACCUGAGUGACUGGUGGCGACUUCAGCAGCAGAGGGGCAGGUCAGGUGCAGCGCCGCGCCCCUUUUUCCUACACUGGCCAUUAUUCUCGCCAAUUGCUACACCCUGGCCAGCCUCCCCGAGCAGCGUGUACAGCCGGACUUACACGGGUGAUGGUGUUAUAACGUAGUACAAGACCACUAAGAUGUCCCUCUUUCGCAAGAGUCCAAAGAGCCCUCAGGAGGUGUCCAAAGCCCUAAAAGAUGCUCUGACAGCUUUGGAACGUUCUGAUAAAAAGGCUGAAAAGGCACAAGAAGACACCAGCAAGAGUUUAACGCAGAUCAAAACCAUGCUGUACGGCACCACUGACUCAGAGCCACAGGAUAUCGUCCUGGCACAACUGGCACAUGAAUUCUACAACACCAACAUGCUGCUGCUCCUAAUCCACAAUCUUCAUAGAAUAGAUUUUGAGGGCAAGAAGGAUGUUGCCCAGAUCUUCAACAACAUUCUUCGUAGGCAAAUUGGCAUUCGGUCUCCAACAGUAGAAUAUAUCUGCACCAAACCAGAGAUCCUCUUCACUCUCAUGAAAGGGUAUGAACAUCAAGAUAUUGCUCUCCACUGUGGCACAAUGCUGAGGGAAUGUGCCAGGUAUGAGGCAUUGACAAGAAUUAUUCUUAACAGUGAUGACUUUUACAACUUCUUUAAGUAUGUUGAGGUCUCCACCUUUGACAUUGCUUCUGAUGCCUUCUCCACAUUCAAGGAGCUUCUGACGAAACACAAGAUGCUCUGUGCAGAGUUCUUGGAACAAAAUUAUGAUCGGGUGUUCUCUCAGUAUGAGAAUCUUCUUAACUCUGACAACUAUGUUACUCGCAGACAGUCACUCAAGUUGCUGGGAGAGCUGCUAUUAGACAGACACAACUUUUCUGUUAUGAAAAGGUACAUCAGUAAUCCUGAUAACUUGAAGUUGAUGAUGAUCAUGUUGAAAGAGAAGUCUCGUAAUAUUCAGUUUGAAGCCUUCCAUGUUUUCAAAGUGUUUGUUGCCAAUCCAGACAAGCCUCGACCUAUCUUAGAGAUUCUCUUAAGGAAUCAGGACAAACUUGUGGAGUUUUUGACACGCUUCCAUACAGACCGCUCUGAAGAUGAACAGUUCAAUGAUGAGAAGGCAUAUUUGAUUAAACAAAUCAAAGAACUUAAACCUCUCCCCCCAGACCAGUAGCUUAAUAAACUAGAAAGUGAAGUGGCAGCAUGCACUACAUGUAGUCUGGUUCUAUCCAACUACUGCUGAUUGGACAUCAUCAUCAUCAGUCAGAAGCUUAAAGAAUGUAGAGCUUCCGUAUGAAUAUGUCAGAUUCCCAGUCCUGCUUUUGGAUUAAUAAAUAUUACUAAGUUAUGUUUCCCCUACAUACUGCCUUAUUGGUAUAGGUUUUGUCACGAAUACCUGAGGCUUUAAUUUUAGCUUAACUUGGUAAUUAUGUGUAUUUUUUUUUUAUGUUUAGAUAAUUGCACUGUAGUCUGGGACAAGGAUUGCCAGCAUGUUGUCCUUGGGGCCAAUAUGAAGCUGUUUGCAUAUUUAUGAAUAACCCUGUUACAUAGGGCAUUCCAGAUCUUUGUAAGUGAUCAAGUUGGAAAAAUAUAUGUAAGGGACCUAAGUAAUCCCAGUGACAUGAAAUGUUUUUGGAUAUGAAAAGUCUUGCAUAAAUCUGCAGCAACGACUUGAUAUUUUUGAUCAGCUUCACAUUUUGCAGGUGUAACUUACCUCUUAGAAAUAUCCUAAGGAUAUUAAAACAGGCAAAAGCAGUACAUUCACUGAGCAGCACAGUGAACAGGUCAAGGCAGGAGAAGACUGAAUAUCUCCAUCAGCCACAAACACUAAAAUGCCCAAGCAUGCUAUAAAGGAUGAGAAAACUUAUACUCUAUGAUCUUCAAGUUACUGAGAACAGUUAGUUAUAUAGUAAUUUUUUCAUAACCAUGUAAGUAAAAUAUAUUCUGAAAACAUAUCCAGGUUGAGGAAAUAUAAGCAGGAACAACAUAGGAAUAGGAAGUGUAGCUAUAACUAACAAUUCCCUUAUUAGUACCUUGAUAUAUAUUACAACAUACAUUUUAUGUAGAUUGUCUCAUCUUUUGCAAUUGGCUCAGGAAUCUUAUUUUAGUGCGCAGGUAAUGGAAGGCUGCAGUUUUCCCCUGUUCCUUAUCUGGUUCAGUAUAGCCACUCAGAUUGUUUACAUCAUGGGUAAUCAUAAUCCUUACUUUCUAAAGAUGCAGGCUCCACCUACAAAGUGUUCUGAUGAAGAAACAUAUUGAGAUGUUGCUAUGUAUUGGUUCAUAUUAUAAUUAUACUUUGUAGUUUUCACUUUUUUUUCUAAAAACUCAACAUAUUUAUUUAAUAAUGAAAAGUGAGAUUGUUAUGCUAGUACAUUAAUCAUACCCAGAAAUUAUAAUUUGAAGAGGUAUUCUGAGCUGCCACAUACCAAUUUCUUAUGGGCAAAGUAAGACUUUUAUAUUUGUACAUAAGUAUAUGUGAAAUGGGAUGCGAAUUUUCUAUAUAUAGGAGUUGGUUACCAUCCUUAGAGUUAAUUAUUUCUGUAUACAGCUUGUUUUUAUGUAAUGUUUCAGUACUUAAGAUAAUUGAAGUAUUGUUCUUUACAAAAUGCAAUUCAUUUCUUGGUUUACUUAAAAAUCAUCAUGCAUCUUGCAUGUCACUAACAGUUGUAGAUAUUUUUUAAUUGAUCUUGGAGAAGACUAAUAAGUCUCACAGGAGACAUCAGAUGUUAUUCCUAUAUUAAAUUAUGAAAAUUAGUUUAUUAUAGUUAAAGCUUCAUUAAUUAUGAUAAAUUUAGAUUAAUUGGCAUUAUUCAAAAAUAGUUAACUAUGCUUAAUCCUUAUUAACCAUUUAUGUAAGAAUGCUUGAACAUGAUUUAUGAUGAGUUAUAGUCUGUUGGAAAAAAAUAGAAGUGUUCACAUGUCAAUGCAGAAGGAAAAGAUAAAUUGAUAAAACUUAAAAUUAGAGUAUGAUUUGCAGUUGUUAUACUUAUGCAAGGUUAGUAAAUGUGAGACAAAGCAGUAUGUAUAUGGAUGGAAUGAUUUGGGAUGCUGCCACUAGUUAAGAAUAUGGCAUUGUGAUAUAUUUCCAAGGGGAAGUGUCUUAGAUUUUUGCAUUUGCAUUGAUGGUUUACAAAUCCAGUCCAUGGUGAUGAAGUAUUUGUAUGGUUUUAGUUCUGAGGUUUUAAAUUUCAUUAAAGUAAAACUAUUUUUUUUUUUUUUUAUUAUUUAUUUAUUUUUUAUUUUUUUAUUAUUUAUUUAUUUUUUUUGCCAAGUGUAGAGCUGCAUAAUUAUUUUAUUAAAGUUAUUUGCAGAAAAAGCAUUUGGCAUUUCAGAUGUUUAGAACUUUUAAUUAAUUUCAACAUCUGCAUCAUUGGCUAGUGACGACAUGCCAAAAAAAAAUAUAUGAAAUAGAUUUAA
Eriocheir sinensis (Chinese mitten crab) is the source of this 3646-nucleotide messenger RNA. It is a transcript of the gene Mo25, whose product is annotated as protein Mo25-like. Bases 393 to 1403 code for a protein of 336 amino acids. The transcript is spliced from 7 exons. NCBI's taxonomy places the organism in Eukaryota, Metazoa, Arthropoda, Malacostraca, Decapoda, Varunidae. The record is from RefSeq and is a predicted model, not a curated record. Gene Ontology annotation, molecular function: protein serine/threonine kinase activator activity. Gene Ontology annotation, biological process: intracellular signal transduction.